AUGCGACGAUAUGCUAUAGAUAUGGGUGAAAGUUUAAAAGAUAGUUAUGAUACUUAUGCCGAGUUUUUUGAAGAUGAAUCAAGUUUGUUUGAAAGCUUUUGUUUUUAUUUGAUU
Molecule: messenger RNA, 114 nt
Organism: Rotaria sordida
Lineage: Eukaryota; Metazoa; Rotifera; Eurotatoria; Philodinida; Philodinidae
Source: the annotation of a GenBank genome assembly